AUGAGGACGUUUUGCAUCAAGACAUUUGGCGUCCUGCUCACUUUUCUGAUAACACAGGAGGAGGCUCUGCCACAGAACGGGUUACCGACGGUGCAGACAACCUACGGGCACAUCGUCGGGAGGAGGGUGAAUCUGUCCAACCCUCGGUUAAAACCGGUCAUACAGUACUUGGGGAUACCGUACGCCAGGCCACCGGUGGGGGAACUCAGGUUCAGGCCGCCGCUCAGGCCCAAGGCGUGGCCUGGAGUGUACAACUGCACGACGUUCGGACCUGUGUGUCCGCAGGCGAACCUACAGAAGAAAGCCGGGUACCUCUCACCGCUGCCGGAGAGAGCCAGGGCCAUGUUAAAGCCAUUCCAGGACCGAAUGGACGAGGACUGCCUGUAUCUCAAUGUGUAUCACCCUAAAGAUAGAGAUGGAAGCGAGCGGUACCCCCUGGCCGUGAUGGUGUUCAUCCACGGCGGAGGAUAUACGUACGGCGCGGGGAGUGCUUACGACGGCAGCGUGCUCGCCAGUCUCGGCAAUGUCGUGGUGGUCACCCUUAACUACCGCCUCGGUGCUUUCGGUUUUCUUAACACGGGUGACGCGAGUUCUCCGGGAAACUACGGUUUGUUGGACCAGAUAGCGGCCCUGAGGUGGGUCAAGGAAAACAUCGACAGGUUCCACGGGGACCCUAGCCUCGUCACGCUGUUCGGGGUGGACACCGGAGCCGCCGCGGUAAACUUGCUGAUGCUGGUUCCCAACGCGGACGGCCUUUUUCGCCGAGCUAUUUUGCAAAGUGGCUCCGCAUUGGCCAGCUGGGCUCUUUCGACGGGAGGACGACGAAUCACCAACCUUCUUGCAGAGCAGAUCGACUGUUGUAAGCCGAACAUUUCCAAGACGGUAGAGUGCCUGCGGAAGAAGCCUUACCAGGACAUCAUGUCGGCGGAUAUCCGGAUGUUAGGGUCUCAGUUCUUCCCCAUAUUCGGGCCGGUCGUGGACGGUGACGUCAUACCGGAUAACCCCAGGAACCUUAUGAGUGGCGGUGGUCAGUUCUGGUCGUAUGACGCCCUCCUGGGAGUGACGGAGUCGGAAGGUUACAUGUACAUCAGCGACCUACGCAGCAUAGAGGACGGCGUGUCGUCGGACGGCUUCAGACUUCUCAUCGGAGACUUCGUCAACCAGCUGUUCCCGAACCGGGAGGCGGAAAUCACCGACGCCGUGGCCUUCAUCUACACCAACUGGGGCGAGGACACCAACAAGACCCGGCGCAGUGGCCUCUUGCGGAUGUUUACGGAACAACAGAUGGGCGUGCCGGCCAUACAGACGGCCAACCUGCACUCCACGGGCAACACCAGAUCAGACACCUUCUUCUACACCUUCAACUACCGGCCCACCAGCAGUCCCACGCCGGAGUGGGUAGAGGCCGCGCACGGGGAGGAGAUUCCCUUCGUCUUCGGCGCCCCUCUCAUCUCAGACACCAUGUUUAAGAACAUGACCUUCACGAAACUGGAGUCCAUGUUGAGCACAGCCAUUAUGACCUACUGGACCAACUUUGCUAAAACAGGAAGUCCGAAUGAGCCCCGUAAGCAGGAGACGACGUUCCUCCACCUGAGACCGAACCGUUACGAGGACGUGCUGUGGAAACCGUACAACAGCGAGAUCGUCGGCCAGGAGGGCGACAGCUACAUGUACUUCGGUAUGCGACCCAGAGUACCCAGCGGGUAUCGUUCCCAGAGGGUAGCCUUCUGGAAGGAGCUCGUUCCCAAGCUGCUGAAGCCUCCUCAGGUGGUCGGGCACGGGAGUGCGUAUCCUACCCGCUCGCUGAACGAGUUGUGUGCGAGUUUGGACAUCGGGAGGGCCAUCUUAGUGGGUAACGGGGUCAUCCCGACUCGCGCUAUGGGUGAUCAAAGAAACAGUCCCGUUACCUGCUACCCCACAACCCAAGCCCCGACUUCGGACCCGUCUUUACAGAGACCCAAAGUCGGUUUUGACAUGUGGACUCCCAAGUGGUCCAGCGUGGACCGGCGGGACAGAAACCGCGGGUACUCCUCAGAACUGAGCGUGGUCAUCGCCGUGGGGACUUCUUUACUCUUCGUCAACGUCGUCGUCUUCGCCGUCUGCUAUCACCGCAAGGAGAGGAAGUCUAAAGGCAAACCCGGCUCCCAUACUCAAGACAAGGUCAGGUUAAAAGUCUCGGACGUGCAGGAGAUGAUCAAGAUGAUGGAAUUUCAGGACGCUACCUCGUUAGAAGCGGACGGUAACAAUAAGACAGAGCUAGUGGACAGUACUACCAUAAAGUCGUCUCGCCUUGUCUAG
This is a messenger RNA of Branchiostoma belcheri (Belcher's lancelet), 2298 nucleotides long. Its product is annotated as neuroligin-4, X-linked-like. The coding region runs from base 1 to 2298 and encodes 765 amino acids. The transcript has 6 exons. Gene Ontology annotation, biological process: neuron cell-cell adhesion; synaptic vesicle endocytosis; chemical synaptic transmission. Lineage: Eukaryota; Metazoa; Chordata; Leptocardii; Amphioxiformes; Branchiostomatidae. The record is from RefSeq and is a predicted model, not a curated record. Gene Ontology annotation, molecular function: signaling receptor activity; neurexin family protein binding. Gene Ontology annotation, cellular component: synapse; cell surface.